AUGACAACCACUGAAACAGAAGAAACCCCCCCUCCCUCUCCAGCGACAACAUCAACGUCAACAAAACUAGAAACCUUCCACUUCAUCAACUCCCCCACCUCGUCUAUAAACGAAGCCCUCACAGGUCUCACCCACCUCCAUCCCAAUCUCUCCUACAACGCCGAAUACAAAAUCCUCUACCGCUCCGACCUCGCCUCAUCCUCUUCUUCGACCUCCAAAAAGAACAAUGUCACAACCAUCGGGUUCUCCGGAGGAGGUCACGAACCCAUGUUUGGAGGAUUUGUCGGGCAAAAUUUCCUCUCAGCGUACGUUUCAGGAGAAAUUUUCGCUUCGCCGACUGCGAGGCAGAUUUUGGAGGCGAUUAGAUUAUGUCAACCUCAUCCUCAUCAUCCAGUAGAAGGCGAAAGUAAUAAAGAAGGAGGAGGAGGAGGUGGAGGAGGAACAUUAAUCGUCUGUGGGAAUUACACGGGAGAUAUUUUAAAUGCGGGUUUAGCAGUGACGAGGGCGCGGGCGGAAGGGUAUCGAGUACAUUUUACUCCGGUGGGAGAUGAUGUUGCUGUGGGGAGGCGGAAGGGAGGAUUAGUGGGGAGGAGAGGGUUGAGUGGACAUUUGGUGGCGUUGAAGUGUGCGUGUGCGCUUGCGGAACGAGAGGGAGAGUCGACGACGACGACGGCGACGUUGGAACGGGUGGCGGAGGUGAUGGAGUAUGUGGCGGGGAAUGUGGGGACGAUUGGGGUCGCGUUUGAUAGAGUUGCUUUGCCAAAUGCUACAUUGACAGAUCUGCAGAAUCUACCACCUGCGACGAUUGAGCUAGGGAUGGGGGCUCAUGGUGAGCCUGGAUUGCAGCAGAUUAGUCCCGUCCCUUCGCCAGAGGCACUAGUAUCGCAAAUGCUGGAUCUUCUCCUCGACGUGUCAGAUACCGAUCGAGCCUUUAUUCCAUUCUCGAAAUCGACGAAUCCGACGACCGACAAUGAGGUGGUCUUACUAUUGAACAGCCUGGGAAGCACAUCUGACGAAGUACUCGCGAGAUUUGCAGAGCUAGCGAUAUCGGAAUUGGAACAGCGCGGGUUCGUCGUACGAAGGUUGACAUUGGGACCUCUUGUCACCUCCCUCAAGAUGAGUGGCUUUGGUAUCACGGUAUGGAGACUGCCUCCGAUAAGUGGGGAAGCGCUGGAAAGGGAUGCAGCUGUAGAACUCUGGGAUUCUCCAGUCGAUGUCUUAGCAUGGCGGCAGUAG
Molecule: messenger RNA, 1236 nt
Organism: Sphaerulina musiva SO2202
Lineage: Eukaryota; Fungi; Ascomycota; Dothideomycetes; Mycosphaerellales; Mycosphaerellaceae
Product: Dak kinase
Exons: 2
Coding region: 1-1236 (411 amino acids)
Biological process (GO): glycerol catabolic process
Cellular component (GO): cytosol
Molecular function (GO): glycerone kinase activity
Source: RefSeq, a predicted model, not a curated record